UGGCAGUCCCUGCGCCUUCUGUUGUCUGCCGCAUUUGUAGCGAGCUGUUUCCAGUGUGAAGACGUGCAUCCGCAUUUUGUGCUGCAGCUUCCGAGUUGAUAUCUACUUCUCCGUUAAUAAGGACCUUCCGCCAUGUCGGCAGCUGCUGAGGUUCAGAGGACGGCGGCCGUGGACCUGGGCGCCCUGCUGGACGCGGGCGACGGCGCGGUCGUCACGCUGGUGGCGGGAGAGACGCGGCUGGCGGCGCACCGCGCGGUCCUGGCCGCCAGGAGCCCCGUGUUCCGAGCCAUGUUCCAGCACGACACGCUGGAGGCCAGCUGCGGCGAGGUCAGAAUUGCGGACGUGGAGGGCCCGGUGCUGAGGCAGCUACUGUCUUACAUGUACACCCUGCAGGCACCCCACACGACCGACACUGCCCCGGAGCUGUUGACAGCAGCUGACAAAUACGGCCUGUCCGCCCUGAAGGCCGCCUGCGAACAGCAGGUGGCGGCGCAGCUGGAGGUGGAGACGGCGGCGGCUGCAGCUGUGCUGGCGGUGAGGCACUCGUGCCCCAGCCUAACUGCGGCCGCCAUCCACUUCAUAAGGUCUCAAACACACAAAGUAAUGGCGACGCAGGGCUGGGCAGAUGCUAUGCGUAGCUGCCCUGAGCAUCUGAUUGAAGUCAGUCGGCUGCUCAGUGAACCACCAGCAGAAGCCAGGAGCCUCUCUCAACAGGAGAGAGGGAGGAGGCUGAUAGAGGCGGCCAGGCAGGGCGCGGCGGAGCAGCUGCGCGAGUUACUGGCGGCGGGGGCGGACGUGGGGGCGAGGGAUGAGUGGACCAGCUGGACCGCCCUGCACUGGGCAUCAGAGAGGGGUCACGUGGCGGCGGCCAGCUGCCUCGUCGGCGCCGGCGCGGAGGUCGACGCCAGGAGCAGCUGGGGGCAGUGGACGCCCCUGCACUGGGCUGCAUACAAUGGCCACGCUGGUGUGGUGCGGCUGCUGGUCGCCGCCUCUGCUGACCCCAACGCCAGGGAUCGGUGGGGGCGGACGCCGCUGCACAGGGCGGCAGAGAGGGGCCACGCAGGGGCGGCGGCUGAGCUCCUCCUGGCGGGGGCGGACAGGGGGGCCCGGGAUGAGGAUGGCAGGACCCCCCUGGACGUCGCCAGGGAGAGGGGAAAGCAGGAGCUGGUGGAUAUCCUGACACAACGCUGA
Schistocerca americana (American grasshopper) is the source of this 1191-nucleotide messenger RNA. RefSeq names its product ankyrin repeat domain-containing protein 65-like. Bases 133 to 1191 code for a protein of 352 amino acids. Gene Ontology annotation, biological process: regulation of proteolysis; proteasome-mediated ubiquitin-dependent protein catabolic process. Gene Ontology annotation, molecular function: ubiquitin protein ligase binding. NCBI's taxonomy places the organism in Eukaryota, Metazoa, Arthropoda, Insecta, Orthoptera, Acrididae. The record is from RefSeq and is a predicted model, not a curated record. The transcript has 3 exons. Gene Ontology annotation, cellular component: cytoplasm.